Molecule: messenger RNA, 1998 nt
Organism: Diplodia corticola
Lineage: Eukaryota; Fungi; Ascomycota; Dothideomycetes; Botryosphaeriales; Botryosphaeriaceae
Product: serine threonine protein kinase
Exons: 1
Coding region: 1-1998 (665 amino acids)
Biological process (GO): protein phosphorylation
Molecular function (GO): ATP binding; protein kinase activity
Source: RefSeq, a predicted model, not a curated record
AUGGAGUGUAUGCGCAGUCAGUUCAAGGAUGGCGCACUUCUCGACGGACGCUUCGAGACCCUCUCCGCUCUCAACCAUGGCUCCUUCGGCAUGGUCUUCAUGGCCAAGGACCUCCUCACCGGCGAGAGCGUCGCAGUCAAGUGCUUGACCAAGACCUCAGAUGCCAAUGGAUGCCCGGUGGCCUUCGCGGUUGACGAUCGCUCCGAGGAGCUUACCAUUCACAGUAAUCUCAGCUCGCACCCGAACAUCGUUAACCUCAUCCAUACUUUUGAGACUGAGCACCAUGUCUACCUUGUUCUUGAGCUCUGUCCCAAUGGUGACCUGUAUGAGGCCAUUCGCCUCGGCCGCGGUCCCUUGGAGACGGAGCAUGUUCGCGACUUCAUGCUCCAGCUGAUUUCUGCUGUUGAGUUCAUGCACUCCAAAGGCAUCUACCACCGCGACGUCAAGCCCGAGAACAUCUUCCUCACCCAGGACGGAAACAUGAAGCUUGGCGACUUCGGUCUCGCGACCACCGACGAAUGGUCCUACGAGUCUGCUGUCGGCAGUGACCGCUACAUGGCCCCCGAGCAGUACGACUGCGGAACCAACGGUUACUCACCUGCCAAGGCUGACAUUUGGGCUGUUGGCAUUUGCCUGCUCAACGUUCUGUUCUCUCGCAACCCUUUCGCUACGCCGACACCUUCGGAUCCUCUGUUCCGCGACUUUGCUAGCGACCGCGAGUCUCUCUUCGAUGUCUUUCCCAACAUGUCUCAGGACACGUUUGAGAUUCUAAUCCAUUGCCUUGCCAUCGACCCCGAGAACCGUUCGCUUAGCGCCGUCCGCGAGGCUCUCGACCGCGUCAUCUCUUUCACCACCGACGACGAGUCGCUCGACGAGUUCUGCAACGAGGAUUGCGAUGUCAUUGGAGCUACUGCCAACCGCGAGCCCCUUCGCACGCCUUCGGUCAGCACUGCCAACCUUAACCAGGAGGGUGCUUUCCCGUGGGCGAGGGCUCUUGCAAUGACGCCUCCUCAGCCGGUGCGCCAGCUUUCGACCAUCCACGAUGUCGACAGGUAUUCCGAAGACUUGUUCACCGACUCUGAGCGUACUGAUGGCGAUUGGUGCUCGUUCAAGCCCGAGCGUUCGUCUGUUGUAUCCUUUGUCGACUCUGGCCUCGGCAUCUCUUUGCAGUCCAACGAGGGCACGAAGCCUCGUCCCAUUCAGAACAACUCAUCGAGACCGUUGGCUAUCCCUGGCUCCAUGCCCAUGCGGCCCAUGCCUAGCCUGGCCUCUGCCUUCGGAGCCAAGGCCGACAUGGUUUCCAAGAGUUGGAGCGAUCUUUGGGAUGAGGAAGAGGAGGAGAACCUUGGUGGAUUCGAGUUCGAUUUCCAGGACAAGCUGGGCUUCAAAGAGCGUGUCUGGAGCAACGAGCCUGGCUCUGGCCGCACCACGCCUCGCGCUGGCCUGACUGAGAUGAAGGAUCCUGCUAGCGUGCACAACAGCAGGAACCGUAGCCCGCCGUCGGCACCUCGCAGUGUCAUUAGCGAGCAGACGGGCUUCAUCUUCGAAGACCAGCAGCACCCGCCGACUGAACACAAGGAGCAGCGCAAGCCUAUCGUUGUGCAAGUGCAACACAGGCCGGCGGCUGCUCACGAGACGGCAGGGCCCCGCUAUUCGCCGCCACCGAAGAAGCGUUCGGGCUUCGACAUGACGGAGAAGUGGGCAGCGCUGGGUAAUCGCAGGCGAGCUCAGCCACCAAGCCCGGAGAAGGCCAAGGAAUCUCCCAUGGUGUACUCGCUGGGAAGCAAGCAACAGAAGAGCGACAAGACUUUGAAUUGGAAGCGGGGUAUGGGAUUUGGACAUCACAACAUUCAUGGGUUUGAUUUCGGCGUUGGAAAGGGACAUCAUCAGGGACACCAAGAGUGGAGUUUGAGUAAAGAUUGGCGCCACCACGCAACGACGGGCGACGACAUCGGCGAUCUUGAGUGGGUUGGAGGUUGGAAUGACCUCCACUUGUAG